Messenger RNA from Orbicella faveolata, 22625 nucleotides. Its product is annotated as delta-like protein 1. Gene Ontology annotation, molecular function: calcium ion binding. Lineage: Eukaryota; Metazoa; Cnidaria; Anthozoa; Scleractinia; Merulinidae. Gene Ontology annotation, cellular component: membrane. Gene Ontology annotation, biological process: Notch signaling pathway; cell communication; multicellular organism development. The record is from RefSeq and is a predicted model, not a curated record.
GUGUGUCACAUCCAAGAGUUGUUUGGUGUUUGUAUUGUGUUAAUAACAUAAGCAUCGAAAGUGUUUCACUUUUUCCAGACAGAAAAACAUAUGUGUUUUGUUCAUCUCCUCAUACCAGGGGAAGAACCGUAACCUUUUCUUGUGAUUUUUGCUACUGUUUUUGCUUUUCUUCUCUCAUUUGUCUAAAAUCUCAACUACUUUCCUUGGCAAUGGUCAUGGUUGUGCUUGACUUUCAGUCUAUGACGCAUGAAGUGGUGAUUAGUAAGCGCAAAGUAACUUAAGGUAUUUUCAAACUAGCAUACCACUUGAUGAUGUGUUACAGAAACAUUUUAAUUCAACUGUCUUUAAGAACACACAAGAGCUCUUCCGCCGCCCCACACUUCCAGCGCUUGACAUAAGUUUCUAUUAAAAAGCAACUCGAAUAAGCCAAAUCUCUUGCGCUAGUUUUCCUUCUGUUUUUUAGCUGACUUGGCUGGUAUUCGUUUGAAGUAUUUGCUUGUAUUGUUAACUCGGUAAGUCGUAAGCCAUCAAGGGUUUUUUGAUGAUCCUCUUGUAAAAAUAUUUAGUAGUUAAACGACGGUUAUAUAAGAAAAAUGUGCGCCGUAGUAAAAUUUGUUCGUCAAAAUGGUUGUGGCACGUGUUAUAAAUUUCUGGCCACACCUUGGGUAACUUACUAUAAAGCAACUUGGUCACUUGAUCAGCGACUCUUUGUGACUGCGAUAGCUUUUAGACAACUGAAUUUGCAAAAUUCCAUUAAACAAUGGAUAGUCAAUAUUACGGAGCUAAUAUAGGAUUGUAAAGACAUCGUGUUAGUACGAAAACCGACAAAUAACCUGGAUCCUUCGACUGCGACUUCACACCCCUUGUGUGGUGUUAAACGUUCCUGUGUGUGUUUAAUAGCACAAUUAGUAGUAACCAUUCCAGACGGAAGAGGUCUUUGUUUGCUUAAUUAAUCUUGAUGAAAUCAAUUCUAGUUAUUAAAAUAACCACGACAGUGUUAAACUAGCCGAGUCUCUUAUCUUUUUUUCCUUAAUUAAUCACUGAUUCCUUGAGGCGCAAAUUGCUGCGUGCAAUGCAAGCGAGUACGCUCUCUAAACUGAAAAAAAUUUCUAGCUCAUAAUCUAAUUGCUAAGUAGGGUUAACAAAGAAAAUCGAUUUUUAACUGAAGAUUUCGUGAAUGAAACUGACAGCUCAGUUAAGGUGAAAUUUUGAAGGAUAACCUCAGAGCAGAAAUAUGUGGAAUGUGAGAAAGACAGUGCCAGAUAUUUCGUGCCCGUUCACAUGUUUGACAGGCCGCGAAAGUUGAGACUCUUCGCUUGAUAAUUUGUUGUCGCAAUAAAGGAAAGGUCGAUCUCUCAUAAAGGUUGCAUUAUAUGGUGGUCAACUUUGCGGGUAAAGCCUAACUGGUGCUUGUGAAAGUUUUUUCGGGAAUCAAAUUAGUUAGUAACAAGUUGCAGUGUUAAGUCGCGGAAAUGACUCACAUCCGUAUUGAAGGAAAUAGUAACAUAAUAUAGCAAUGAAAGGACUAUUAGAAGUUCUUAAACUCAGAAGCGUGCGCAAUUCAUUGAAGUAUUGACAUGUCGCGCGCAAUUUGGACAAUGUCAACAAUGAAUUAAAUUUUAACUGUUGCAUCGAAUUGGCAAAAAAAUAGCUUGCCUGUAAGCCCAUAUUGAAUCGGGUUGUCGUUACUAUGCUAGAUAUUGCCACAAAUUAAGUGGCAUUGUGUGAAUGGCACCUCCCAGAUGGUUCUAAUUGUGUGAGCCCUUACGGAUAUGGCAAGAAAAUCUCGGCCACUUAGAUUCGAUCAGUAUUUUGGAUUUAGUUUGGGUCAAGUCAGUAAUCGGCGCAGCGGGUCGAAGUACACAACAAGAACCGUUCAAGGAGGCGAGCCUCUCUUCUUACAAUAGCACUUACUACAAAGGGUUUUGAGGUAAGCAAACAAGAUACACAGUAGUUUAUUUACGUUAAAAUGCUCUUUUAUACGAAAAAGGGUUAUUGUCCAGUGAUGAAAAGUUUAUUUAUUUAGACCGGUGAAAUUUCCCGCUAGUCCUGCCGGUCGGUAGCUCGUCUACGUUCGCAACAUUAUGGAGUCACGGAUUAUCUUCAGGACUUCAUCUGAAAAUUAGCCUGGCAUUAAACAAACUACUUUGAGAUACCUCAUGCGGAUUUGUGCAGUGAAAGAGCAAAGUCAGUCACGGGUUUCGACGCAUUCGAUAACAACCUGUCUUGUCUGAACUCUGGGCGGAGAAUUGUCGGCUAUUUAAUUUUUUUGGAAUCAGUGUCCGUUUAAGGAAAAAUUUUGGACAUUUGGUUUGCUCUUGCAGUGAAUGUAAUAACUCUGUUGUGGUUUCCUAUUUUGUAACUCGGCACGUAUAACUAUUUUAGCCGUAAAUUAUAGCGACUAAAUGUUUCCGGGGUAGCCAGUGGAGGUCGUUGUUACGAGCAAACGUGACCUGAAAUUCUAAGGAAUCACUAGAUGUUCACUAUCCGUGCUAAGCUAUUGUAAAUCAAUAAAAACUUAAUUGACGUCUCCGUAAAGAGAUGUAGAGUUUAUUAUUAUUAUAAUUAUAGUUAUAAUAAUAAUUGCUGUUAUUAAGUCUUUCGUGUCAGAAAGUUCAGUUUGACCCAGGCAAAUCCUUGAACUGAAGUUGUACUGUUCGAGAGCCCCUUGACGAGUAUCGUGUGCGACUGUUGAUCGUUCAAGGAUUUUUCUAGGCCAUGGCGCGUACAAACUAAUAUAUCCUCUUUGCGUGAGCUUUACUUAACUAUGUUAAUGCGUGAUGUCGGAUUAUAUUAGCAGAGGCAAUUUCCGAUAUCACAAUGAACUAAAUUCUGGCGUGUUCAUUUACGCCCUGGAGUAAAAAAAGUCACGACACCACGGUUCUUUCUUUCGAUUCUUAUCAAGAAUUAAAGACCCAAAACACGCUACCAAUCUCAAGGUCAGCUUUUUUUUAUUUUUCUCUUGUCAAGUCGAGACAAUCGAGAUUGCCGAAAGACGGGCCAUUCCGGUAUCGAUCUUGAGAGGGGAUUCAAUAUAAGCUGAAAGGAUUUCAAUAGAAAAUCAAUUACUGUUGUUAAUCCACUAUACACCUCUUAGUUUCGUGGUUUUUUAUUUUCACCGUUUGUGGGCAGCUAGGACUGUCUGAAGGAAUUUUACGAACGCUUCAACUCCUAGUUAUCACUGAAGCCGCCUCUCUUAUAAGCCCAACCGUAUCUACGUCUAUCCGUCGAAGAAACUCCUAUCCGGCUGUAUUCCUCAGUCAUCGGUGUUAAAAACUCUCCUUGUGAUACUUUUACUGUUGUUUACGCCUCACAAUUAUAUCAUUUGUCAUACUGAAUACAUUUUAACCACAUGUCUCGACAAAUGAAUUACUCGACUGGUACAUAAAGCAACAGAGAGGGAUUCAUAAAGCAGUGCAUCACUGAAUGAAAGUUGUGUGACAUUUAAAAGAAGAUAAACAAUAAAAAUUUUAGCCAAGGUGUUAUGAAAACAAAUGUGACGUUUUGGCGUAUAUUACUUGCUAGUUACCAUUGGCCAUCUUCAGAAUAAAACUCUUUUGUAGUGUUGUUGGGCCCAAGUCAGGCAUCCAGCAGCUAAUAAUUUGGCCUCAUUGUUACCACUCCAAGUUGAAAUUGCGUGUCUUUGAUAAACCGGCACCCGUGUUAUAAAAAAACAUCAUUUGAAACAAACCCAGAAUGACCUCAAGUACAGACUCCACUGUUAUACGCCCCUCAAUUUUCAAUCCCCGCUCAAGUUUCGUCAGGGGCACGAUUUUGUCUCAAUUACUUUAAGGUUAUCUAUAGUGCCUUUUAAAGCUCUGCAGCUGAGGUUAAUUUUAGGCUUCGCUAUAACAUUUGUAUCAGUUCGGUUAUUCUUAGGGAGCUUGAGUCUUCCCGAAUUCAUUACAGCUUUUUUGUCCAUUUCCCAAAACCCUUAGCAGAGGUUGUCAUUAAGUCCGAAAAACAUAGCUGGCCUUUUAUUCGGUACCCAAAACGACAGUUUUUAUCAAUUCGAAAACAACAGGCAUUGUAUUUCUCAUACCAAAAAAGUUCGAGGUAAAAAAAUCGGAGAGGAUAAAAGACCUUCCGAACAGAUAAUUUACCGAAACGUGCCAUUGGGUGUCUCCAGUUCGUAACUCAAAUGUUUGUAAGAUAGGGAGAAUUUGCUGAUUAGGUUAAUAUACAUUAUCAGAUACGCCGUUAAUAACAUCUUCACCUAUAUACGAUUUAAUUUUUAAAUGCUUUCCCAUCAACAGCAGAGCUGAAGGUAGUUGAAGAGACCUGUUUAGAACGAAGGCCCUCACAUGUGCCCUCGGCUAUUUAUUUAAAGCGUUAAUUAACGUUUGUCUUCUUCUCAGAUAAGAACUGAGAAUCCGGCUAGGGGAAGUGAAAGGAUAGAAUUGCCUCUCUCUGCCCUCUCUCUCCCCUCCCUAGGGCUACCGACGGCGAAGUCCUGCCAAAUCAUAACUAGCUAAGGUUAACUACAGAGGGUAGUACCUAGUUAGUUGUGAACUGUGCGUCUCUUUAAUUUUUGUCUUAUUAUCUCGCUACGUUCUCCAAGUUUAGCUCUCCUUUCAGUAAGGUGAUAUAGCAAGAGAGUUUUCUUUGUGAAUCACGAGUGAGAAACGACCAUUUUCUAUCAAUAUUUUGAACUAUCUAGAGUGUCUCUUUGGUGCGUUAGUGCUUGAUGCAGCCAGUUCAUUGGCUAGCCUGACGUUUAAUGACGUACCACUUUCUGUAUUGACUUGGUGAUAUGGGAGGUUGCCAGGAACUCAAUUAUUUAACUUAAUUGCGCAAGUGAGUGCAGUUAAGGUGGUAUUUGAGCUCCGUUCGGUUAUAAUUUCUGCCGUUUGGAGACAGUGGCAACGAAAUGUUGAGGUAGCUCCAUCUCAAGUCAAAUCUAAGGCACGGUAUGUACAUUUUAAACAUUGCUAACGGUAGAAUGUUUCGCCGAGUGAACGAGUUUCGACUUGCACUUAAGGUUUGCAUUUUGACGAUAAUGGCGUUUAUGGUAAGAUUCUUUCCCUUUGUCAAUUUUAUCUUUGCCCGCACAGGGAGUGCAGACAGACUGAAUGGAAUCAAACAAGUUCUAAUUGUAUUCAGCUCUUUCAAAAAUCUAAUUCCAGUAUAAACGGGCUUAGAGCUGUCUUUCUGUGGGCCGAAAGUCGUCAAAUGACAAGCUGCAGUUUUAGGGGGUUCCCUGUGAAGAGCUUAGGCUCGAUUUCGUUUUUAGCCGGAAUAGUGGCACAUUUCGUUGAGUUAAUACGUAUGCACUAAUUUUAAUUUGCAAGCAAAGCUCUGGUUGUUAGACACUUCACAAAAGCUGACGCAAGCACAACCGCUCAUUUUGCCUGGUAAAUUUUCAUAAUUUGUAGUUUUCAUCGUUAAACUUGCUUUUGGCGCACACCCAGUAGCUUGUAAAUAGUGGAUUUAGUAUGAAAUUUGGACACGUGGGUUUGACAGUGUUGGCCCGGAAACUUUAGUUUUGUACCAUUCCGUUACUCAACCGUUAAGUUGAUAUUUGUGAAAAGGAAAGCAUUGUGUUAACCACAAGAAUCAACUGUAAACGUAUACAACAUUCCAACUAAGACAACUACCGUCUUAAUUAAAUUCGUCUGGCUAAAUAAAAUAAAACAAAACGAAAGAAACCUGGGAAAAUACUUAACCUUCGUCUCACUAAUUUUGGAACAGCUUUGUUGCUUUGCAUGUGUUGUGAGGUCAACGUUGACCAUAAUUAUGUUUUGCUGUUUAGUUUAAAUGUGCAGAGAACAAACGAACGGAGAAAAAGGCAACCUCCAUAAAACAAUUAUUACACAUUGGGUGUUUACCUAGUAAUGGUAGGUGAGAUUGAAAAUAGAAUGGCCCAGUGACAGGUAGCAAUGUCAGAAGUGCAAAAUUCAAAUUGUUUUCCAACCAUUGAACCCUUUUUUGUAAUUACGGCGUGAGAAGCAGGACCUGACAAGCCGUACAUUAGAUAUUUAUGAUUAGAAUAGCUUGGCUUUCUUUGAAGUAAGAUGCGGCCGUCUACACAUAAAGCUUGGAUCUAAACCCAACCAGCUGAAAGUUGAAACAUGUAACGGGUGUCGGUAAAGACGGCGACGCCAAAACAGUGUUCUAGUCUUUACUAUCCGCUGGUAGCCCUGGAGCUGUGUGUGAUUCUUUUGUGCAAACGCCAGCUAAGUACUGAGGAAAUAGAGAGCAAUGGUUUGCCUGUCAGAAAUUGUAGGUUAUUUCAGCAUUGCAGCAAGCCAUUCAGUGUUUUAGACGUACAUGUGCAAUUGUACUUAUACAGAGCCAGAUGGGUAGCUACUUAGGCCAAGGUUAUUCGUCUGGUAAAAAUGGUAGAAUUCAUAAAUGACCUGCUAUAUAGUAGCAAUGGGAAAUGAAAUAUCGCCGAUUGAACUCCAUGCAAAUGUCCAAUUCGUGUUCAUAGCCAGGCGCAGCGUUUCAGUUGUUCGUAUCGAGUCAGAUUGAUGAGAAAAGAGAGGUCAUGCAGCUGAAGUUACUGAGUGGUCGUAGAGGUACGGCAAAUACCUCAAGAUGAAAACUGAAACAAUCUGUUGUUGUUUGGAGUUUCCAACAUGGAAAGCCAGGUGGUUAGCAACUUAAAAAAGAGUCCCGGAUAUUGGGCUAAAGUCAUGCUCGUUGGCUUGAAUGUUCUUAAAAUUGAACUCCCGCUGUUAAAUCUGUGCCGGCUACAAAGCGAAGAAACUCGCUUUGUUUUAAGACAUGCGUUUUUUUUGUUUCAUUAUGUUUUCUGGCUGAUAAAUGACCAGUGAUGGCCUUGUCUCGCGGACGGGCUUCAUGAAACAUUUGUUCAACACAUUUGGGCGUGUUAAAACCACUGUCAAAACAGCGCGAUUUUAAUUAUGCCGAUUUAUUGGAUGAACACAAAACUGUAAAUGCCGCCUCGUGCUUUAGAUUACUGUUAACCGCUGUGGUACACCUUGCAAAUUAGUUUCACAUAACUGAUUAUGGCUGAUUCCUCAUUGUUAAAUGUUAACUUCGACAUGCAAUUAGUAUUAAGUGAUUGGAUUCUCGGAGGUGCAAACCUCAUUUGGAGUCUACAGAUGAGUUUAGUCUGGUUGUUACACGCAUAAAACGGGAAAACCCCGCUAAAAAAUUAUCCGGAAAAAGUACUUCAGCUGAUAAUUACUACCUUAAAGAUGCACGAAUUAUGCGCCUUCUGUCUAUUUUUACGACAAUUAUGAUGAUUAUGUACGCUAAACCGUCAGCAUGACUGCAGCACCGUCCACACCGUAGGAGGGCGCAGCAUAUAAACUUAAGGGAGCAGUCAAUGUCUUACUUUUCCUUGCAUGUUUUAAAAUUUAUUGCCAAGCACCUAAACGACAAGUAAAAAGUUAUCAACUUGUUUUCAAGUUAUUUAUUGUCUGCAUGGUCUAUCAUCAUAUUCUCUCAACUAAUCUUCAAAUAAAUAGCUGAAAAUGAAUAAGGAGAAAUCAGAGUUUUUAGAGAAGUAGUUAUCGCCGUGAUUGAGAUCAUUUUACAGCAGAAAAAUAGUUAUUACAUCACCUAUGAUAAUCAAACCAAGCUUUAUAUAGUAAUCUAACAUACAAAACCGCACGACUAGCAUGAACUUGGUCAAGAAGUUUCUAAUGCUUUUUGUCUCUGUAGAUUAAACUAAUUUAGGCGCUUAAAUUUCCCCCCAAAAUGCGAUAGAGUUAUUAUUUUUUUUCAAGAUAAAGUUAUCAUUGCACAAAAGGGGCUGGGUUUCUAACUAAAAUUCAGCAGUUUCUCACUGCGACACUUGUUCGCUACAUCUCGUGCCACCCGCUCGAUUUCACCACCAAACAGACAUAAUGCAAACCGCCAAGCCAUGAAUAACGUGGACUUUCACUGAUUGUCUAAACUUGGCGCCUUAUUUUGUUUAUCCAGAGAUGUAAACUUCGUGAGCCCACGAUCCAUCCGGUCAGGGUGUCCUUUCUCUCGCCGGACUGGCCCGAAAUGUAUGCCAUUAUUAAGUCGUGAAGAAUUGUCGUGAACACUUGUUCCCCGGGCUACAUAGGGUGUUUUCAUAUAAAUUACAAUUCCAUGAUGGCGUAGUUAAACGACAGAGAUACGCUCGUCGCACAUUUGCGCACGUCUUAGAGCAUCAUGUGGACUUCGUAUUUCAAGUAAGUGCAGGUUGCGUCUCUCACCGAUGGAAGUUGCUUGCAUUUUCGCGAUCCUCUUACCCGAGAUAGCUGCAUGCGCUUAUUGGAGCAGCUAAGCAAAUUUUGCAAGAUGUUUGCAAGGUGCUCAGUGCGUUUGUGUAAAGCCGCAGAGCAGCGAUAACGAGAAUGCAAGCAAUUUUAAUUUCGAUUUAUCACUAUCCUCACACGUGUAGUACACCCAAAACAACCGGGUUUUAAUCCUUGUUGUUUUUCGCCUUUUUCGCUUUAAUAUUCUAGAAUAUAUUGGAAAUGAGUAAAAAUUCUAAUCACGUACAGUUUCAUCAGCCGAAUGUAAAUUUUUAUAUUUAUUCAUCGUCGACAGAUAUCUUAAAUUUGUCGAGGUGAAUUUCUUCCCUCGCGACGAUAAUUUCUUCGCUCGAAUUGAUACACGUGUAGAACUCGCCAGUUGCGAAAACGCAAUAUCCAUGACUUUUUUUUCGUGAUUAUUAUUUUUCUUUUUGCAGUAUUCAUCUGCUGAAUGAAAGCAAACUUGGUUUCAUCAAUCUCUGCCGUAUUCCGUUUUUUAAACAGAAGAUUCCCAGUCGGUGUCGUAAUUUACGUAUUCCACCAACAAAUAUUGAACCGGUUGUCGAGGAAGAACAGAAAAGUUAGUCUGUAGUGAUUUGCCUCGAAACAAGAUAAAGUCUUAGCUAGAGGACGAAUCCUCGGCGAACCGUCAUCGUACAAUGUCGUACAGCACUUGACAAACGUUAGGUAAUUCCUGUUUCGAAGAAAAAGCGCAGAGUUACAAUCUGACAUAAUGUUCGACUCGAGAACAUAUGCAAAUGAAACCGCUUUGUGUUGGGAGAACAUUUCCUUGUUCAGAACAUUCAACGCUGAAGUCCUGCUCUCGACAAAUUUAUUUACUCUCAAAAGUUAUGCUUGGAAGAGAGCUAUUUUUGAAACAGAGGGUGAUUGAAUUUCAUUACACACACAUUUCACUCAAAUUGAAUGUAUUUGCUCUAAAUUUGUAAUACGUAUUUUACAUGACAGUACUCGUUGAUAGAGGUAUAGCCAAAAAAACUUCCGUCGGCUCAAAAAUUUGCAUACCAGCUGGCCCUUAAGAAAAAUAAGAACAACAACGUGGGAAUUGUGUAGAAUGCCAUUAUUAGUAUGCUUAUUUCUUGGCACGUGUUAACGAAAUCGUCUCAGAGAGAUUUACGGCGUGAAAUGUUCAAGAAAUUUCAACGCUUGCUUCGUAGACAAAAGAAAGGAAACUCGAUCGCCCUUAUGAUCUCAAAUCUGCGCGAAGACAAAGAUGUAAUAUAUUCUGCAAUAUUUAUAGCGUUCGUAGCACCUAGUAAAGUUUAGGAAUUAUUUAUUCGAGCGGAUUUAAGGACUGUUAGAGAGAGUCUUCCUCCAAGCCAUUUAAGCCGAGCUUUUUUUGUUUUUCGUUUAUUAAAUGUACUGAGCUGUUCUUUGAUGGUGGUUCGCAAUUUUCCCCGCUAAGUGCGUUUGUUAUUAACAAUAAAGAUUGUAAGUUCUGCUAGAUCCAUGAUGUAAUGUGUCCACCCACUUUUGCCUGACGAAACCUAAUGUCUAGGAUGUGCGGGAAGGUUUUGUGUUGAAAAUGUAUCAAUGGCCUCGAAGACGCAAAUACGACCUGCUAGGUUUAUAAUAGCAACCACGAGGGGAGCGCGCGCUCACGAUUAGGAUCGAGCUCUCGCCAAGCAGGUGCCACGAACAACUUGGAAUAAGUCAAGCGGAGACCUCCCACCCUUGAAGCUGAAUUAAAAAAAACACCUCAAGUUCAGCCAGAAAACGUUUACAAAAACCGUUUGUGGAAACAAAUUAGAUUUUGCUGUGGCAACCAUGAUUUAGUGGGAAAAAAAGCAAACGGGGCAAACAAUGAUAACUACUGAAGCGAUGGAAAAACACUGGACGUGAGCUUUGCAUUUACCGUUUCAUUUGCAAUGAAUAGGCCCCGCGCUCGUGGAGUUUCUAAUUGAAAUCGAGAGCUAGAAAUGUAUCGUUUGAAUUUCAAGUAUUUUUAUCACUGAUGUAUUUCAUAAACUAUGAGAUUGUUUGUGAAUGUAAGGUUUUUGAGGCACUCUGCAUGGGACCCCUACCGUUCUCAAUUUUGUCUCGACACGAAAUUAGCUUUUCUUUGCGUAAACACACUGGCUAUGGGACUUAAGUCGAAUUUGUGCUUACUGUUUGCCAUUACUCAAUAUUACAAGUGUACACCUAAGAGGAAUAUUAGAUGGCUAAUAGCAAGCAGGCUCCUAGGUAAUGGAGAGCGGAACCGCUGAAAACGCAUACCUGAGAAUAUGUCGCCACCAUUUAAAUUAACCGUAUAAUUUCGCAGCGAUUUUGUAAAUUAAUAAUAGUGGACGUCGAAGAAUUGUCUCACUAGGCGAAGACGCUUGUCCCGGUCGAAAUAUCACUGGAAAUGAGGUAAAGAAUUAGUUGCUUUUAAGUGAUUGAAGACGUUAGAAAAGAAUAUAAGAUUCAAUUAUGUUUUAAAACUGGAAUGAAGACAUGGAGCUUUAAUUACUCUUGCGAAAUAGCCAAAAAAACUUUUCGUGUAAAAGUUCGUGAUUUGAGUCUUGAGUGCUCGAUUCAUUUUGGUAAUAAAAUAGUCUCGUUAUGGCUUACACCGAAUUGUCAUUAUUCCAGGUUUAUUGCUCUGAUAAAACUAUUACGCUAAAUAUAAUAUCCUAUAUUGAUGAAAAUUGAUUGCGUCCAAUAGUCAGAAAUAAAAGGUAUGUCGUUGCUCUUCAGAGCUAAAUUCGUCUCGACUCUGAAUAUUUACGUUAAUUUCAUGCUUAGUAUAGUGGUUAUUUUAACACACUGCUGUUAAACAUGGCAUUAAAAAUAGCCUCGGCCUCGGUACUAUUAUUACUGAGAAAACGCCAUUGAUUUUAAUUCGAUGACACACUUCGAUUCAUCAAACACCUUUAAAACGUUUUAGAUGAGCGCAAAAAAAAAUAAAAAAACGUUUUGAUAUUUCUUUGCGGAUGAAAAUUAUCUUAAUAUUUCGCAAGCAGAUAGACUGACGGAUGAUUCUGGUCACGGUUAUUUUUUGGGGAAGCUAAAAAAAUCCCCUGUGCUUGAAUGAUUAGACAACAGACGUCGGUUAAACUGGAUCUUAAGUUACUAUUUGUUUUUCCUUUCUUUCUUUUCUCCACUUUUUCUGGUGAGUUACAAAUCGAUGAACAUGAUGUGAAACAGUAGUACUUCGUUUUGAGUGUUUUAUUCCUGUUUUAAUUCCUUUAUCGGACCAUUCAACAGCAUUCAACCCACACAGAUGCUAGAUAGAUACUUCAGUAAAGACACAACAAGAGAAUUGUGAUCAGUUCUUUUUGAGCUUCCCCUCAUUUAUUAUCAACGCGAACUUGCAACUGUUUGAUCCUUUUGUCGUGAAAAACACUUUCCAAUGUGUUUAUUUACUUAAGAGAAAUGUCUUUGUAAAUAAGGAGCGAAUCUGGUUGGCAAGCAGCAUUUAGGAAAAUUUGCAUGAAUUAACACUGAAGGGGAGGCUUCCAAAAAUAACCCAUAAAAUGACAAACUGAAUUCCAAGCUCUAAUAUACGACUUUUCCUCCUACAAUCAUUGCUUUAAUACUGAAACGACAAAAAUGUCACGAUUACUAUACUAAAUACUGUAUUUCCUAGUGAUCUCUGCGAGUGAGAAAAUACCCACCAAGAUAGGUGGAACAGUGACUAACCCUCAUUGUACCCUAGCCCCGCCUAAGUACCAUGACUUCAUGUGCGCAAAAUUUACUUUACAUUUAGAGUAAGUUUUUAGUUUGUUGCCGUUGUUCGCAUUUUUCUUUCCUUCGUCUAGCUUUCUUUCCUAGCAAUGGCUUUUGUGACUCUCGGCUUCUGGUUACGUUUAUACUCUCCGUGCAAACGUUACCAUUCAGGUGCAUUCAAGUUUUUCUGUCAAACAUGAGCAAACCAACACGAGUGAGUUGGCUCCGUACCUCUCUUUUAUACCGUGGCAGUAAUGGGCUCCCGACCGUGGUCGAUUCAUUUGCUGUCAGCUUAUACUGAGUAGACCCAGCCGGGAAACGUGGCCGGUAAAUUUUACAGCCUGUUGAACAAAAAACUGUUUGUGAGAAAGACGUUGAUUUCGUUUUCACGAGCUUCAGACAAGGAAAAAAAAUUAUGUGUCCCCGACGAGGGUCAAACCCCGUGACAUACGUCAGUGAAAUACACCGGUCGGCGGUCUGAUUCUCAGGCCACUAAGCUACAAUGGGGCACGCUCAUUUACUUGCUGGUUUCUUUAAAGUAUGUGACACGCAUUUUGCAUACUGUCGGGCUACGAGCACUGUAGGAAGGGCCUUGUGUUUAUGUUUUGUUUUUGGACAUGUUUUUGACACUCAGAUUUUCAAGCUUCGCUAUAAACCUGACGGAAUCAAAGCGUUCUGCCUAAAAACGUACGGCAACGCUAGCAAGGAGAAUGUUGCAUUGCCUGUUGUCUUUCUGUACUGACUUCUCGGUGGCUUCUGUCCACCUUCAUAUGUAAGCACGAGGGAGAGGUUUCCUCUCUUUGAUGGCGGCGCUGUUCAAAGUUGAGUGUCGCGACUCCAAGAAAAGCCUCUUGUUAUAGUUUGUAACACCGCGUUAUAAAUGGGUUAUAAAUCUUGAGACAUUUCGUAGCGUCCUUAGCCGUGCUCUUCAAAACAACCAUGCAAAAAGACUGUACAAAGGUACAAGGUUCAAUCUAAAAUGAAUAUCUAACGAAGGAAAUGACAUAAGGGCAGAUCAAGCAGAAUUCGAAAAGUACAAAGUACGAUUUGAAUACAAUCUGAGUGAGAGCAAGAAACUGUGACUACAUCGUAAGGUAAAUUACUACUCUUGGCUUUUAGGAAAGGUUUCAAAAUCGUAAAAUAUAGCUUAGCGUAGCAUGACUGGCGAACAGUAAAUCCUCUCGUAACAAGGACGUAAACCACGAUGGCUGGUUUUUUCGUAUUUCUCGUGUCGACUUGCCUGAAUGCUUUCCUUUCCUGUUCAACUAAGCCACAUGUAGUCCAUGAACCAAAUGACACACGAGGAAGGACCGGUUGUAAGGCAAAAAUUUUACUCUAGCGGUGUUCUUCAAUAGAGUAUGAAUUCAUUCUAUACAAGGCGUUGUCCUUGGCGUUGCCGUCGUUAUUGCUUAAGCUCCUUAUGUACUAAAGAGGGAGUUUUAGGAUUCAUGACCCUGAUGACCUGGAUUUCAUGACUGCUGUUUACAACUAGUGUUUUUUUUUUCUCGGUAACUGUGAACUAGUCACUAACGGCUAGAUAGUGGUGUUUGUUUUUUUGUUCACAAUACUUCGUUCAUUAGUCUACUAUGCUUUGUAGCGAUAUAGAGAACUGACUGAGCUAAAAGUUUGUAAGAUAGUCAAGGUCUUACAUAAUUCUCAAUGGCUUGUUGUUAUAAUUACUUUGUUUUUAUACUCGAGAAUUUUGUGGUUAAAAAUUCGUCUGAUUUAUGCUCUCGUGCAGAGAAAUGUUUAUACGAUGUAUAUCUUAGAGAAUGUAGUCAAUGGUACACGUCACUAACAAAGGAAGGAAGGAAGUUUAUGAAACAUUUCUAAGGUAAUUUACAACUAUUUAGUUUCCGGAGAAAACGAUAAAAAAUUAAUGUAAUUACCAGCAAUAAGUGUCCACAGUGUAUCCACACUCAAAAACAGACCAACAAGAUCAUUCAUCUUGUAGUAAUUACAGGUAUCUGCAAAAGCUAUAUUCACUGAACAGGGUAUGAACUGCUCGAGAGAAAAAAAUACGUCGCUAAGAAAUUUGUAUCGUGACGAUUAUAUAUGAGGAUGUGCACUACACAACUGUGUAGCCGCGUCGGGUUUAUGGCGGGAAAACACCCGGCUGCACAGUGUGUGGUGGGAGUUUGUACGAAGCUGAGCGCAGCAGACAGUCCUCGAGUCAGCGGACGACAAACAAGAAUUACGAGUAGGUUUCAAUUUCAAACUUCAUGUUGUUAUUGUUCUGCUUUGACAAAGUCUUGAGGGAAUGUUAGAGUUGGAAAUAGCAGAGAAGGUAAUCACUAAGUUAGUAGCCUCAUUGUGUAACUUCGUUCCUUAAUUAGGCUCCUAAUCUCAGCGAUCCUUGUGUUGUGAGUUUCAAUGUAUGCUAAAUCUGUUAUCAGACGUAGGUCGUAGCAGAUUUUAGACAUCUUUGAAUACAAAGACGUACAUCAUUGUACUUUUGUAGCCCGUCGGCAGUAAAGACGGAAGUUUUAUUGAGAUUCAUUCAUGGAAAAAAAAAUCGUUUAGGAAAGAUUUUCACCUCAAACGUUUUCGAGAACAACCGCUCGCUAUUCGCAAACGUAAAUAUUAUGGUUCUACAUUUUCCCUAAGACAAGAAUACCGCUGUGCAAUUCGAGGCUUCAAAAUUAUUCUAGUUCAUAGUUCAAUUCAGUUCAUAGUUCAGAAUGAAUGUUUCUCUUGAAAAACUAAUUUUCGCCAACUGGGGCAGCUCUGGGCAGCGACGCAAGUUUUCUAAUUAUGGCGGAUGUUGUUGUAUUUCGGAGCGUGUGGUCUUCAUAAACAAUAUCUAUUUCUACAAAGAUUAUUAGAUACAUUACAGCUCAAAGAGUUUGUUUAAAAAUUAAUGCAAGCUUAUUUGACGAGAGCGCUAACACGGGAAGUCUUGCCGCACUAGCCAAUAUUUGUUCAAGAAAACAUCUCGACCAUUUGUCGUGUCAAACUGAAUUUCAUAUCUGCAAAUUAAAACAUGAGGCCAUCGUCAAAUAACGACCUGGCAAUUUAUUACUAACUUCCUCAUUAGCAUUAUCAACUUGACAAGAAGCAGAGCUUUUGAAAUAGAAAACAUCUGCUGUAUACCCGAAUUCCCGGCUCAGCUGCAGUGUGAUCUCAAAAUUUCUCCACAUGGUCUCCAAACGUUAGUCGAUUUUUGGUUGAAACAGUUUCUGGUUAGACUCAAGGUGUUCAGUUUUCCAGGCCAGUAUGAUCAUGCUGUUCUUUAUUCUAGCCGUUAAAUGGCUGAGAAAAUCCAGAAGAAAAAAAUAUCUAACACGCUAGUGGUCAGGUACAAAAAACCGCAGCGCUAGGCUGGACCCCCGUGGAUGGAGUGAUGUUUCCGCGAAAGGGGUAGCGCGCCAUCGCUAACUGGAAAUUCUUUCGUAAAGAUUUGUUUCCUGAAUUACCAAUUUGAAAACAUUACAUGAAACUUGAAGUAUCAUUUAACUAACUGAUAGCUAAUCGAGGUCACUUGGUCAGCUUGUGAACUGAUGCAACUGACAUCACAAUGUUGGGGUGUGACACGAUCACGUGAGACUACAAUAGACUAGAAAUAAACUCGGCACCUUUUUGAUCAAAAAACAUCUUGCGCGCAUCAUUGUCGAAUCUGAUCGAAUUUCUGUAGUAAUGGUCUAGCCCCGCCAAACGAAGUAGCUAAUUGAUCAGAUAACAAGUGUUUAGAGUUAAGCUCCCCAUCUCUGAACUUUUCCGUAACAGGCGGACCACCAUGUUAGCCCCGUUUAAUGUGGAAAGUUUUUCUGGAAUGGGUUCGUGGGCGCUUAGCGAGACCGGAAAGUCUGUCUUUUGUCAAAAUUAAUGGUCAUUAAUUCCAGCCCAGCAUUUCUUGGGCUGAUAUCUGUCGAGAUAACGAUAAAAAACUCGAGUAAUCUUCGUAUAGUGCACCAUAAUUGGAUGCGAAAGAAAGCCAAAUUGAGUUCGGUGUUACAUAAGUUGUGUGCGGUCUGGGACGAUCCAUUGAUAUUUUUAUAAGCCGAAACAGUCUUGUCUGAAGUAGAAGGUCCGUUCUUGAAUACCACAAGGUGCCGAUUCAAGACAAGCAGUUUGGUGGUCAAAUUUCUGUUUAGGAUUCUAAUACCUCACUGUUUUUUAGUUUUUUCCGGUUUAAAUGAGUUGAAAACGAGCGAAAGCGAUGUCGGCUGCUAAUUGUGUUAUUUUUGAAAACACGCAUGAAUUCUUACACGCGACUAACAUUGUACAACAGCUAAAUUGCAAAGGAAGAUUUGAGGUAUGUAAUGUAUCAUUUCUUAAAUGAUUUUCGGCUCUCUAACAAGCAUCGAAACUUGGAAACGUUCAUUAAAGACCUACAGCGAAGGCCUCGCUAAAAUUCAACUCGAUUACUCACGAAAGAUAGGGGGUUAACCGUUUCUUUUGCAACCACGGCAGUUUUAUGAAGAAUUUAGGGGGCGUAGGCCAGAUUCCAUUCGGAGCUAUCAAAAUACAUUGCAAUCGUUUAUAAAUACGCUUUCCUAUCGGAAAACGUGCGUCAAUCCUAAGUGCCAUAGUUUAAGUAAAAUUCUGAGUAUACUUAAGAUUAUUGCAUCGAUAGGUGUUUCAUUAGAAAUCUCGGUCAACUGUUUACAAACACUUGUAUCUAUUUCUGUCUCGUUGUUCCGUGGGGGUUGGUACGUGUUGAUUUAGGGGGCUGGAGCGGGGUGGAGCUGUUCAGUUUCCUCUCGAUACUGUUUUCCUGAAGGAAAUAUUGCGCUGUUAAAUUCGAACAUAAGACUAACUUCUUUUGUCACACUCUUUUGUAUUCUGUAUACCUUAGUCAGUAUUUCGCGUGUAGACCUGACAGUAUUCCUUUCUGUGGGAUUUUAGCCGAGGGUUUACGAAACUGGAAACAUCUCUGUCAAAACUGGCAGAAGUUCAAGUAUUUUCUUUGUUAUGAAAACAAAGCAAAAGAAGUGAAUUGAAUAAUUGCUACUCGUGGCUUAUUAAACCAUAGCCGCCGGGUAAUAGGACUACUUAGUUUUGCACACGUGUGUUUUAAUUACUCAUUUUUCCCUAGAGAAAUUGUUUAUUUAUUCAUACACAGGAAAAAAUAGUAAGAGUAAAUCCACUUUUAUUUACGGCAACGCGACAUGAUCUUAUAAACAAAACAAACGAACAAACAUAUCACCGAUAAACAAACUUCCUCCAAGCUCAACCGUGUAAUCCCGGUCACAAAGCGAAUUUACAGGUUUACAUUUGCAACUUUACACUCUCUUUUCUUGAGAAGAGUGGUGCAUUGCUAGAGCUUCUACAUAGCUAGUUCAAAAAUGCCAGUGUUCUUUACAGGCGUUCUCAAGACGCGAAACGAACGGAGCUCGAAAGAAUUAAGAACGAAAGCCGCCAUCUUGAAAAUUCCGCAACAGCAAUGCAUAGCGAUCGUAAUACGUAUCACUUCCCCUCCGGAGCUGUGCAUAUCUCUUAACACCCCGGGCUUGUCAAGAAUGGUCAAUUUAUUGGCGCGUGCACCCUCCAGGGUGGUCUUAGAACGUCACGGCCUGUUUUUAAAAUCUUAACACUGCUGACGCGCUGUUGACCAAUUAGAAGCCGAUAGCGACCGGAUUCAGGCUGUAGACGUUGGCGUUAUGUUUGUUUUAAUUACCUUCGAUUCCUAAUUGCUCGCUUACGCUAGAUUAUUUGAAUUGCAAAAAUAUUUGCUUUGGAAGCAUAUCUGACGAUUUAGAGGCUCGUUGUUGCGGAUUCUGUUCCAAACUACAGGAAACAAGGAUCAGACUGGGAAAACCCAAGUCGAAAGGUCACGGAUGUUGGUAUUGUUCUAAGAACAGAACAACCAAUCGAUUGCAGCUGCUUAUCUUGGUUUGUCAGAGAUUUUUUUUAAUCCACUUCUGUGCAGGCCACGGUUUUGUUCGGUCGAUUUUGUAAUGCGUGUGCUUGACUGUCCACGUAAAAGCACCGCUGUUUGGUCCGAAAUUUGCCCACAGUUCGCGGGUGGUCUCUAUCAGUAGGAAAACCUCAAGACACUGAUCAAAGUCCUCGCGCGGUCGCUCAACUCUUACGAGACAGAAAGCACAUGACGGUGACCCGCUUGAGCGAGUGCAUGGGAGAAAGAAUUAACAUGGAAUCCCACGCAGUCACUUAGGUAAUGAUCCCAGAAUAGACUGGCGGGUAACGCGAAAACUAUUCGCUGACCUGUACAUAGAUAUCUGCUUGACUCCAUUCUGCCUCGUCUGCUAAUUCGUGCUUUUAUUUAUUGUGCAACUACAAGACGAUUGUGCGUACGGAAUGUAAAACGCCGUUGUAAGGCGAGCUGUGUGUUAUUGACGCCGUUCGGCCGUGCUAAGUAUCCAUUUGUGGCUGCAGAUUUAACUCACUCAUCGAUUUAUCACCCGUGACAAUCAAAAGAUUAGCAAGGCAACUCACUCACUCGGCCCUCGGGUCGGCUGCGGUGUGCCUUGUCGCAGAUUUCUUGCACAGAAAUUAAAGUGAUUUGUUUGUGAGACAGUGGAACCUUGCACGUAACGUUUCGGAGCGAGGUGAGUGAGCGUAAACUUCGGAUAAGUUUCACACGACAUUGUAAUCCUCGUAUUAGGCUUAAAACAUUGUUUAGAAAACGAAACUAAAGAACAAGAUUAGCGACAAUAAAAGACACCUUUUGUGCCCUCUCGUCUUUCGGAAUCUUUCUUUAUCAGUUUUUGUUUCCUGUUGGUAACAAAGGACAUAAACAAACCGAUCGUGUGAAGAAGUCGCGCUUCGCUGCCUCAUCGAAAAAAAAAUUCCCAGCUAUUAAGAGACCACUCCAGAAAUGAACAGUGACGGGAAUUGUUCCCUAAAGAAUUCACGGGGAGUCCCCCCACCCAUAUGUACGCAUGAUUACGCUGCUAUGCUGUGUACCUACCUGUAUCUCUUGCAUCACCGGUGACUUGACAACAGUCUGGGCUGCCACCUUAUCAGGUCUAGAUUUGAACCUGUACAGGACUAAGCUCAAUGAAUGACUAAUGGACUUGCUCGGCUGUUUUCACUGUUGUGGUUACCAGACUGCGGCUUUGAAUUUAAAGAAAUUCCCUGAUCGUACACGGCGGCGAAUUCGGUGAGUAGCGCCAGGUCAGCUCUUUCUCACGCGCGCGUCUUACAAACGUAGCCCUGCAGUGUUUUUAUCUGGUAUCUCGAGUUAUCUUGCGUAUUCGUUCUCGCCGCAGAGGAAACAGAGGCGCACAGAAAGGACGACCAAUUUAAUUGAAUCGAUUUUUUAGCCUGGUAGGGUUUUUGGCAUUUCCGAGUGAAAUCAGCGUAGAAAUUUCGUUUCAUCAAACGCAGUCCAUUGUGUGAGGUUUCCUGUAUUAGUAGAAAUAACGAAAAAUCAGCGAUAAUAUUACCGCGAUGGUGCGAUAAUUGAAACAUUUGAGGACACAUAAGCGCGACAUAUCGACGAAACAGUCAGAUUUCAAUGGUCCUCGCUUUCAUGAGGUAGAAAUCGUGUUGUAGUUGAUAUAUUUUUGUUAUUUUUCCGUUGGUAUGCUUUGUUGCGUGGACAGGCCCAUACACGUCCUUCACUCGAUUGCUGGAGCGAGAGGGCCAUCUGUGAUCCCGGGGGUUGAAUUUCUACGCAAUAAUCAUCGGCCUUUGACUUGAUUUAGUGAAACCAUUGUCUUCAGUUGCCAAGUCCGUCUCGAGCGCGAGCGAAGCACUUUGAAAGAGGUCCCGAAAGAGUUGGCUGCUAUUCUCCAAAUCAAUACGUCAAACCCACAGGGUUCGUCUGCGAUAACACUUUGUGUACCUUUCAAAUCAAGCAGCCGUGAAAAACGUAUCAGCGCGAGCCCGUGAAAACACCUCGCGCCUUGCGUUGCGUUACGCAUCUGACUUUCAAUCUGGCUUGACGAUCCGAGCUGGUGGAGAUCUUAAAGAUUGUCUUCCGCUUCCCAGUUUAACAGAUGAUGACAAUUGACAACUGGUCCGUUAAGGAAGCUCAUAUUCACGUAACCAAAAUUUAAUCGCAAUUAUCUGCAUGCUGUUUCAGGCUGAGCCUUGAGAGAAACGACGCACGACCAUCACACCGAGGACUCGAGUGGGUUUUACCACACUCCGUGAAGAUUACACUUUAAUGAGUUGGGCACGAAACUCAUGCAUUUGAGAUACUUCAUUCGGCAUUCACUGGCCGCAUUUUUGAAAGGAAUACAGCGCCCAAACCUUGGAGUACUUGUGAUUUUACUUUUGGCUGCGACGCUGCCUCACACUCGGGCAACAGGAAUGUUUGAAGUCCGAUUCUUGGACUAUGCGAAUCCUGGGCAAAGAACCGAGCAGAUGGCGUGUUGUAGUGGUCAAGAGGUAGGAGGGAACUGCUCUUCCCCCUGCAGCACGUUCUUCAGAGUCUGUGUCAGGCCUCUGGCCGAUACCACCUCCUGUAUCUUCGGUCAGAAGAACUCGGACGUACUGGGAAACAGUUCGUUUGCGAUCCCGUCCAACAGUCUGCUGCAGAUCCCAUGGCCGGACAGUUUGUCAUGGCCGGGGUCAUUCUCUCUCGUCGUGGCUGCAAAACAUAAAGGAGUUAACUCGUCAGUGCUAAUUGAACAAGUCGUUGUUAAAAGACAGUCCCUAUUGCCCGGUCCGCACUGGCAUAAUGUCAGCCACGUGGGUGAAGUGGCCAAUAUAACGUUCUCGUACAGAGUGAUAUGCCAGCAGAAUUAUUAUGGAGACACGUGUUCCAAGAUCUGUAUUCCGCGAGAUGAUCAGCUCGGCCAUCACACCUGUGACAGCAACGGCACGAGGGUCUGUUUACCAGGAUGGAGAGGAAAUUACUGCGAUAAAGCAAUUUGCGAGGGAUGUGACACCUCGCACGGAUCUUGCAUUAAGCCUAACCAUUGCAAAUGUCAAUCUGGAUGGCAAGGUUCAAACUGCACGGAGUGUGAAGUGUACCCUGGAUGCCUUCAUGGUACUUGUGACAAGCCAUGGCAAUGUCAUUGUAUUAACGGCUGGGGCGGAUUUCUUUGCGAUCGAGAUUUGGAAUAUUGCACCCGACGAAAACCUUGUAAGAAUGGGGCUACGUGCACAAAUAUUGGUGCGGGGGGGUAUUCCUGUGCCUGCAAAGACGGCUACACUGGACAAAACUGUGACCAAGAAAUAGACGAAUGUUCAAGCAACCCGUGCUUACACGGAGGAACGUGUACGGAUCUAAUAGGAGAUUACAACUGUUCGUGUCCCGAGGGAUUCGGCGGGAAACAGUGCUAUCCCGAAUGUGUGCCUGGUGCAUGCAAAAACGGCGGGUCUUGCAUUCAUGGACCCCGUGGGUACACGUGCCUUUGUUCAGAGGGAUUUACCGGAGACAGCUGCGAAAAAGUAAUCCCGACAGGUCCCGCAACUACACCCGGGACUACGCGUCCAAGUAAAACAAAUGCAACCGUUGAUGACUAUAAUACGACGACAACAAAUCCCGUUGCAAACACUACUGUUGAGCAAUCCCACAACGAUAGCAGAGGAACAGGUCCCAAAAGUCGGACUACAAUGAUAGUUGUGAUUCUAGCCUCUGUAUUAGUGCUGUUAGCACUAAUCGUCGGCGGUGUCGUUUGGAGAUAUUGGAGAAAGCGCAGGCGCGCGGCACAGGACGCCGCUGCAGUAGCCGUGGAAGCGCAGGCUCAAGUCAAUCCCAAACAAAUAGACAUUGAGGACCCUGAUCCUAAACAUUGUGCGGGCGCAAGAUCAGGCAAUCCUGACAUAAUUAGAAAUUUCGUGGCUUCGAAGCAGAACGCAAAGAAUACAAAUAAAACGCAGGAAAAUUCAGCAGAAGAAAAGCUGGAAGAAAGAAAGGCACACAAAGAAAAUGCGAGGCUCGACCAGCCGACAAACCAUAACAAGCUGAAAUCACGUGAUGUCAACCGCGGAAGUGAUUAUCACGUGAACAGAUGCGCAGAGGGUCACGUGAUGAAUUAAUGACCCAAUUGAAGUCAGCUGGUAUGGCAGAGAAAUAUUACAAAUCGAAUGGGAAUCAACUGUGAAUACUGUUGAAUCGACAAGCUGAAAUGUCGAGAACCUUAAAAAAACAGGACAGAAUAAUCCCAGAGACACUAAAGCGGCAGUGCCUGGGGAUUCAUGGCUGUUAGGGCGUGUAAAGCUGAUUUGAUAUAAUAAUUUUCAAAAUAUGGACGGUUUGCCGCCAAUCCCGAGAGAUUCAAAUGGUAAAGGUAUGGCGGCCAUGUUGGAUGUACCAACAGAAGAAGCUACAUUAGUUGGACACCUUUUGCUAAUAUCAUCCAUCAUGGCGGCGAUGACGUCACAUGAAAAAAAAAUACAUAUACAAGACUUUUUUAAAAAAAUUCAGAUUCAAUUUUUUGGACCGACCGUUAAAAGUGUAGACCGACUGACCCCUUUCAGGGUACGCGCUCGAGGUAAUUAUUUAAGGGCUUCGCAUUAGAACCUCUGGUCUCUCAUGUCGUCAAGCAACGGCCCAACGAGACAGCUGCGAAUGACACUAUAGAGCCUCGGGAUUGACAAAAUAAAAGCUCCCUUUGAAUGAACAAGUGCAAGAAACACCUUCGGAUAAAAAAAAAGAGGGCAGUGGUAGUAGGUCGAAAACGUUUGGUUUUGAAAUUUUGUAAUCGUUUCAGCCUUGUAUAUAUAUUUUUACUCUUUUAGCGACGAAUGUUUUUUCAAAAGAAAAAAAAAAGAUUCAAACUUACCAUAUAAAGGCAGUACGAGCCAAGAAUGUUGAGUCAUCAUUGCUUUUUGGGAAAUUCUGAAAUGUGAAUAUUCAGCUUGCCUUGACUCUCGCGCGUACUGGAAGAAAAA